This is a messenger RNA of Cannabis sativa, 1941 nucleotides long. RefSeq names its product chromatin structure-remodeling complex protein BSH. Gene Ontology annotation, biological process: regulation of transcription by RNA polymerase II; chromatin remodeling. Gene Ontology annotation, cellular component: nucleus; nuclear chromosome. Bases 121 to 975 code for a protein of 284 amino acids. Gene Ontology annotation, molecular function: transcription coregulator activity. The transcript is spliced from 9 exons. NCBI's taxonomy places the organism in Eukaryota, Viridiplantae, Streptophyta, Magnoliopsida, Rosales, Cannabaceae. The record is from RefSeq and is a predicted model, not a curated record.
AAGGCCGUAAGGCCCGUAACCAGAUUUGUUUGAAAGAAGCGAAAAAUAGAGGUGUUACGGUUGAGCUGCAGUGCCACAACCAAGAAAUACAGUAAUAAGAAGAAGACGAAGACGACGACAAUGAAGGGUCAAGCAUCAGGCUACUGGAGGUCUUCAGCCGUCAAGUUCAGGAUCCCAACCGCCCAGAAUUUGGUACCAAUCAGAUUGGACAUAGAACUCGACGAUGGUCACAAGUUCAAAGACACUUUCACUUGGAACCCUUCUGAUCCUGAUUCUGAAAUUGUUGUCUUUGCCAAAAGGACUGUCAAAGACUUGAAGCUCCCUCCUGCAUUUGUUACCCAUAUUGCUUCCUCCAUUCAGUCCCAGUUAGCUGAAUUUAGGUCGUUUGAAGGUCAAGAUAUGUAUGCUGGCGAGAAGAUAGUUCCUAUUAAGCUUGAUCUUCGUGUAAACAAUAUUCUUAUAAAGGACCAAUUUUUGUGGGACAUGAACAACUUUGAGAGUGAUCCCGAAGAGUUUGCGAAAACCUUCUGCAAAGAUUUAGGCAUUCAAGACCCUGAAGUUGCUCCUGCAAUUGCUUUUUCAAUCAGAGAACAAUUGUAUGAGACUGCAAUUCAAAGUGUAGCUUCAGCAAGAGAAAGCCGAAUCAGCAAGAAGGGACGCCGAGGGACCGAGCACACACCAACCAGAGUUAGUGGUGUUGCUUUGGACUUAGUGAAGUUAUUUGGGCAUAAAUCCAGUGUUGUUCGGUAUGUCUUCAUAUUACUUGUUAUACUUAUAUGGCAUAUGGAUAAUAUAUUUAUGUUAGAAGCUUGUAGCAUAUUUGCUUUAUAUUCAAUACUAGAGACACCACCAAUACCGUAUAUGCUAUCAGUGCAGAAUUUACAUCCGGUACAGCCAGCCACAGUUGCAAACCUCGAGUUACUUACUCAAGUUAUCAUCUUUUUCUACAUAAUUAAGAUGUCUAUUUUUCUAUAAUCGAAAGUCAUUUUCCAUUCAUUGCUGACAAUUCAUCUUCAACCUAAAUUAGAUCCUGAAGCAGAUAUGAAUUUGUGAGGUUUAUUCCUUCAUUGAGAUAUUGGAUUUUUCUUUGGCCUUACUAUUGUUUUGGGGUACUAUUACAUCCUAAGUGACUUGAAUGGAAAAAUGAACCCCAUUCUAUGCUCAAGAGUCACUUCUAGUGUCAGAUUUCAAGAACAUUCCCUAAUGUCAGCAUCUUCUUGCUCUAAAUUCUAGUUUUACUUCAAGUAUAAAGAAUUCUUAAAACAGUUAAUAUUCCAACGAUGUCCCUUGUAGUAGCUGAUAACAUAUAACAACAAUUGUAAGAGCAAAAGAAGAGAUAUUGGAAAAAACCAAGAAUAGGGGAGCCCUUAUACAAUCUGUCAAAAUACUCAGAGAUUCAUAAAUUUGCAUAUUUCUCUAAAUGAGGUUGUUGGCAAGCACUUACUUUUUAAGCCCAUUGCAAUUUGCAAUAUGUGGAUAUGGUUUGAUUGCAUUUCUUUUUUCUUCCAUUUGACUGGUUUAGUUUGUUGCUUUCAAGAUUUUUGGCUGAGGAUCAAUUGUUCUUGUUCAAAAUAUCAGGAAGAGGAAAGAGUGGGACAUAUACGAACCCAUUGUGGAUCUUUUAUCUAACGAAGAGGUGGAUGCUCUUGAAGCAAGAGAAGAGAGGAAUGCACGGUGAAUUAGAGUAUUGCAGUUGUAACCUUCAUUUUUUAUUUUUAUUUUUUUGAGAAAGAAAGAUCACUGUUUUGUAACCAUAAAUGAGCCAUUCUAGUGUAAAUGGUAUAAUGGAUUGUUAAAUCACUAUUUUGUAACCAUAAAAUAAACUACACUGCACUCCCCAAGUAUCUACUAGUUAACUUAUCACCUUAGAUUGUACAGUUAAAGGCUACGCAAAAUCAUCAAUCUACACAGAUCACGUAGUCUAGUUUAUUAUUUUUCCUA